CUCGCUGCGGCCUCGCCUCCCUCGGCCCCUUGCCUCGGCGGGCCUCGGGGAGUGGGGUAGACAUGGCGAUGGAUGUGACCUUUUUGGGCACAGGUGCCGCGUACCCGUCCCCAACCCGGGGUGCCUCUGCUCUGGUCUUUCGGUGUGAGGGCGAGUGCUGGCUUUUUGACUGUGGAGAGGGAACCCAAACACAGCUUAUGAAAAGCCAGCUUAAAGCAGGGAGAAUUACCAAGAUCUUUAUCACACAUCUCCAUGGAGACCAUUUCUUUGGCCUGCCCGGCCUCCUGUGCACAAUCAGCCUACAAAGUGGCUCCACAGGCACUAAGCAGCCCAUCGAGAUCUACGGCCCUGUGGGGCUCCGCGACUUUAUCAAGAGAACCAUGGAGCUCUCGCACACGGAGCUAGUCUUCCCCUAUGUGGUCCAUGAGCUGGUGCCAACAACAGACCAGUGUCCUGCAGAAGAACUGAAGCAGUGGGCUCACGAGACUGGUGCAGACAGCUCUCCCGAAGAGGGACAAGGCAGAACGAUUCGGUUAGACUCGGAAGAAAACUCCUACCUCCUGGUGGACGAUGAACAGUUUGUGGUCAAGGCAUUUCGCCUCUUUCACCGAAUCCCUUCCUUUGGGUUUUCAGUCGUGGAGAAGAAGCGUGCAGGUAAACUCAAUGCACAGAAGCUGAAGGACCUCGGUGUUCCGCCAGGUCCUGCCUAUGGGAAGCUGAAAAAUGGAAUUUCUGUUGUUUUGGAAAAUGGAGUUACGAUUUCUCCCCAAGAUGUCUUAAAAAAGCCUAUCACAGGAAGAAAGAUCUGCAUUCUGGGUGAUUGUUCCGGGGUUGUGGGUGAUGGAGGAGUGAAGCUGUGCUUUGAAGCGGACCUGCUGAUCCAUGAAGCAACCCUGGAUGACUCCCAGAUGGACAAAGCAAAGGAGCAUGGCCACAGCACCCCGCAGAUGGCAGCUGCGUUUGCAAAGCUCUGCCAAGCCAAAAGGCUGGUUCUGACUCAUUUCAGUCAGAGGUACAAACCAGUCGCCUUGGCCAAAGAAGGAGAAACAGAUGGGAUUGUAGAACUGAAAAAGCAAGCCGAGUCCGUGUUAGAACUCCAAGAAGUGACUCUGGCGGACGAUUUUAUGGUAAUUGGCAUUCCGAUCAAGAAAUGAAAGCUGUGACAUAGCUGAGUACAUACCUUUACUAUUGUUUCUAAAACAACGGUUCAAUGUGUUGUUGUUGUUGUUAUUGUUGUUGUUGUUGUUUUGGUCUAAAAUUAUUUGAGUAUUAAUAACCUUAACCUAGAUGAAGCUGCAUUGUUGUGCUGACACAGCAGUAAGUGGGAGCAGGAUUUUUUUUUAUAAUAAAUUAUU
This is a messenger RNA of Suncus etruscus (white-toothed pygmy shrew), 1355 nucleotides long. RefSeq names its product elaC ribonuclease Z 1 (gene ELAC1). NCBI's taxonomy places the organism in Eukaryota, Metazoa, Chordata, Mammalia, Eulipotyphla, Soricidae. The transcript is spliced from 4 exons. The coding region runs from base 63 to 1154 and encodes 363 amino acids. Gene Ontology annotation, molecular function: 3'-tRNA processing endoribonuclease activity. The record is from RefSeq and is a predicted model, not a curated record. Gene Ontology annotation, cellular component: nucleus.